Molecule: messenger RNA, 2319 nt
Organism: Syngnathoides biaculeatus (alligator pipefish)
Lineage: Eukaryota; Metazoa; Chordata; Actinopteri; Syngnathiformes; Syngnathidae
Gene: calm3a
Product: calmodulin 3a (phosphorylase kinase, delta)
Exons: 6
Coding region: 240-689 (149 amino acids)
Molecular function (GO): calcium ion binding
Source: RefSeq, a predicted model, not a curated record
GUGCAGCGUGACAGGCCGGCGUCGCUCUGUUAAGGUUUCCGGGCAACUCGACCUCAAUAACGGUGUACAGUCUCUACCCAUUCUUAGCCAGAUAGCGCGAAUAAAGCUGAAUUGGAUUCAAGUACUCACGGGAGAGUGCACAUUAUUGAGCUUUUUUUUUUCUCCACCUCCCCCGAGUGUCAAAGCUACCCCUCGACAUUUUAUUUCCCCUCCAUCUUCGCGGAGCUUGAAAAGUCAAAAUGGCAGACCAGCUGACUGAGGAACAGAUUGCAGAGUUCAAGGAGGCGUUCUCGCUGUUUGACAAGGACGGCGACGGAACCAUCACCACCAAAGAGCUAGGCACUGUCAUGCGCUCCCUGGGCCAGAACCCCACCGAGGCUGAACUGCAGGACAUGAUCAAUGAGGUCGAUGCUGAUGGUAAUGGGACAAUUGAUUUCCCGGAGUUCCUGACAAUGAUGGCGAGGAAAAUGAAGGACACAGACAGUGAGGAGGAGAUUAGAGAAGCAUUCAGAGUCUUUGACAAGGAUGGCAACGGCUACAUCAGCGCAGCAGAGCUACGGCACGUCAUGACCAACUUGGGGGAGAAGCUUACUGAUGAGGAGGUUGAUGAAAUGAUCCGGGAGGCUGACAUUGACGGGGACGGUCAGGUCAACUACGAGGAAUUUGUCCAGAUGAUGACUGCCAAGUGAAGUGUGAGGCCGAUUUCUCUCUUAAACGUUGCUUGUCCUUUUAAGAUCACUGUCUUUAAGUACAAAAAGGAACAUUUAUCAGCUGAUGACCCAGCCCCCCCCCUGUCCCCCCCCUAAAAAAACCCAAAACAAAAGCAAGCAUUUCAUGUAGAAUUUGGCCAAUUUUGCUCAAUGUAUCCACGUACUUCUGAGGUAUCUGAUAAGCAUACACCUGCAGACUAAUCCCUGAAGAAGUUUAUGGACCAAGGUUUAAGAGGGCCAACGGCCUUUUACUUCUGACCAAGAUUCUACAGAGUCACCUGGCUCAUGAAUAUUUUAGAGGAAAGAGCAGGGCUGCCACUGCAAGGGGGGGUUGGUCUAGGAACUGAUGCCACCGAUCACUUUAGAGAAGUCGGUCAUUUCAAAUCUGUCCGCUUCAGCAAUGAACCACGCCUCUUUACUAGCAUCAGUGGUGAUAGUCUCAAUACCAAUUUGACUACUCUUCUUGCAUGCAGCCGUUCUGUGGUGGUCUCCUGUCUUGACAAGGUGGUUCUGAUCCCAUCAGAAGUAGUGGUCAGAUAUUGUACACAGUGGAGGUAUAGACUUUCAUAUAUAGCUAUAUAUCUGUAAAAAGAAAAAAAAAUGUCCCUUGGUUAUUGCAAGAGCAACUAGUUGCAACCUGUGGUGUUCAUUGGUGCUUGAUUUGAAAAUGAGCAUUUUCAAAAGUUUGGCUCAGAACAAGAAACUGAUCCCCAGCGGGGCGUCAUCUUGUUUUGAGCAGGUGGCUUUACGCGUUGCUAUGGAAACCAAGCGGAGACGCUAGUGUGACGUGUUGCUUUCAGGCUGAUUGUUGUGAAGACCCUCUGGAGGACUGCUGUUAAUACAUUUGUUCUGCAAACAGAUAUCCUGACGAUACAAUAUUGAUGUAAUGCUUUCUAAAUGUGUUCCCAGAUAUGUAUUGGCGACACUUUUGUCACAAAAUGUCUCUCUCUCUCUCUCUCUCUCUCUCGAGAUAUGCACAGUAUAUUGGUGUGUUGUAAAGUUUGCAUUGCCUGUUGUUGUUGUUGUAGUAGUAGUAGUAAAUGGCCUGUGAUCUUUUUUUUUUUUUUUUUCCCCUUUGGUUUUAAAAAUGUGCCAUAAUGCUCCCAAAAUGCCUCAACCUUCUCGCAAGAUUCCUAGAAAAAUAUAUACAUCUACACUACUUACACUAGAGUAUGUGACAGAUUUGCACUUGGUAUAACUCGUAUAGAUAUUGCAAAAAGAAAACACACUGACUGCUGCGAUAACUCUUUUCUCUUAACUUCUCAUUCUUGUUGGCUGUCCCAGCUUCAGUUUGUAGUCCAGUGAUGUCAUUUUCAACCUGCUUGCUCGUUUUACUUACCAGAAUACAUAACGUGGUCCGCCUGUUCUAAUGAAACAUGAGAAGGGGUUGUAGCAAUCAAUUGGGUUCGGUUCAGUGUUUUAACAGUGGUGAGUCAUCGUUUGAAGGAUUGAAAUUUAAUCCCGCUCAGUGACAUUUCAAUCGGUCGUGUUUGACUAUGAUAUGAGGAAGUAAAUGGUAAUGGACUGUUAGCUUCUGAUUGUGUCUCAAAAGAUGUAAAGAUGUGAUUAUAUUUUCCAUAAAUCAAUAAACUGAAUGAGCUUUACUUCA